Molecule: messenger RNA, 3893 nt
Organism: Amblyraja radiata (thorny skate)
Lineage: Eukaryota; Metazoa; Chordata; Chondrichthyes; Rajiformes; Rajidae
Product: leucine-rich repeat-containing protein 34-like
Exons: 9
Coding region: 224-1243 (339 amino acids)
Molecular function (GO): protein binding
Source: RefSeq, a predicted model, not a curated record
UAGGUCGUUUUAUGAUGAGUUCACACUGAUACUCAAUGGAAACUCGACACUGUAUCCAGUGCAGAGACUGACAGAUGACGAUGCUGCCGUUCUGGUCCGCCUCCUGAGGCGUAACAUCCACAUCACAGGUCUUGAUUUAAGAUUCAAUGAUUUAACAAAUUGUGGAGCAGAAAUAAUUGCAAAAUUUCUACUGGAAACCGAAACAUUCAGUGACUUAAACCUGAUGUGCAAUGACAUCGGCAGCAAUGGAGCAGAAUGGCUUGCCAAAGCCUUACAGUUGAACAUAUCAGUGAGGCAUCUGAGAGUGAAUGGAAAUAAAAUUGGCAAUAAAGGUGGAAUGCACUUUGCGACAAUGCUGCAACUUAACAGGACCCUCGAGUCGCUGGACAUUGCCGACUGCGAUUUGGGAAUUCAAUGUGUGAUUGGAUUAGCAACAGUUCUAAACCAUAACAAAGCGCUCAAAUCCAUCGAUGUUGGACGGCCUUUGGUUUACACCCUUCAGGAAGAGAUGACUGUGCACAUGGCUGACAUGCUGCACGUGAACCAAACCCUGCAGGAGCUGCACUUAGAAAGAUUUGAAAUGAAAGAUUUUGGUGUCCAGCAACUUUGUGAACAACUCGUUAAAAACAGGACUCUGCGAUACCUCGAUCUUCGCUGUAACCAGAUAUCCUGUGAUGGAGCAAAAUAUUUGGCUGAGCUGCUAAAACUCAACACUCCCCUAAAGAUCCUGGAUUUGUCAGCAAACAGAAUUGGCGAUGAUGGGCUAGUUUACAUUAGCGAUGCCCUUCGUUACCUGAAUGACCAACUGCAAGGGUUAUCUGUGACCCAUAAUAGCAUCACUGGUGUUGGUUUGGUGGCAUUCGCAAAUAUAUUGAAGUCCAACAAUACCUUAAGCAAUGUCUACAUCUGGGGCAAUGAAUUCGAUGAAGAAGCCUGCAUUGAGUUUGCGAAUCUUUUAAAAGUUGGGCGUCUGAUGACAAAGCAGACAGAUGUCAGUCCCUAUUGGAUCGAUGGACAUGUCUACCUGGCUGAGCUUGCUCACGGGCUCCAAAUGUUCUAUUACUGGAUACCUCAAUAUGGACUUCAGGAUGAUGCAGCUUGUAACGCUAGUAUGGCUCUACUGCAGGAACCACAAUCUUCCAUGAGCCAGUUCAACUUGGAAGACACUGAAUCUUCAAGCACAGACAAAGCCCAUUCGUCUGGUAGUAUCUCCGGUGACUCUUUGCAUCUGCUAAAUAAUUGAUCCCUCUGAUCUCUCUCCAAUGUCCUGCUUAUAUUUAUCCAGUUCCCUCUUCAAAGUUACUCUUGAAUCUUCUUCCACCAGUCUUUCAGGCAACACAUCCCAGAUCACAAAAUGGUCAGGUAAAGAAAGGAAGACCACUUGUUUAAUGAUUAUCUUAAAUUAGGACCUUUGCCAUUAUUAUUUACUCUUAUCAAAAUCCCCGUGACUCUGAAGACCUUCAGAAAUAACAAUCCCAGCUUCUUCAGUUUAUCUGUAAAACAGAAGUCCCACAUCUCGGGAUCUUUCUAUUAAAUUGCUUCAUCAGCUUCAUCAAGACAUUGCUUAAAGAGUAAGAUUUACUGCGAUUGAAUUUGAUGAAGUUGGAUCUAGUAUUAGAUAAGAAAUGGGUCUAAUAAUACAUUACAGAUUCAGAUAAAAACCUUGUGUAUGUAUUUUGUGUCAAGAUCUUGCCCCAUCACCUUACAAAUUUGUCUUUAAUCAUCUUUAACCUCCUUCCUCAACCUUUAACACUUUACCAUUUAAAGAUUUAGAGUUGCUGAUUAUUUGAAGCAAUUAAUUGAAUUGGGACAGAUUAUUAUUGCCAAAAAUGAUGACCUACAUGUGACCUCUCUCCAAAAUGAGCCUGCACAUCUGAACACUGAUGUUUAGUUUUUGAAUUACAAAAUACAGAAUAGGUUAAAUAACCUUCACAAGUUACACUAUAUUAUAUGGAAUUUUAGGCCUUUCUAUCAGAGAUACUAAAGUCUCUGAUCUCUGACAUUAUCUUUACAAAUCUUUCCUAACGACAUUCCUCAGACCCCUUAAACAUUCACCCAAAACUGAACUCGAUAAGAGCCAAGCUGAAGAUUGUUGCGAUUUUGCCUCACAUCUUUAGCUUACUCUUUACCAUUACAUGUGAAGAUCAGUACAGUUGUACAGAAUGAUAGAGAUUUGUGGACUGAAUAGGCUGUUCAACCCAUCCAACCAUUUAUACUGCUCAGCUCUCACUGCUUAAUCGUGACACACCCAUAGCUGAUCAAAUGUGGUGACCCACCAAACACCUUAAUCUAUGCUCAGUAGUUCUUCACCUCUUUACUACAGAAAUAAAAGCCUCCUUUUUCAUCCGAUGCAGUCCUUUCGCAAUAAAUAUAUCCAGAUUGUUCCCUCUCAGCUUUCCUUAUUCCAGAGAUAAUGACCUGAGCCUGCCUAAUAUUUCAGCAUUGUUACCCAGCUUACUCAUCCUCUGAGAAUCUCCUCUGUAAUCUCUCCAGUGCUACCACAUUGCAGAGUGGUGACUGGAACUGUGGCUUGAGAAUGCUUAGUACAGUUAUGGUAUAGCUUCCUGAACAUUUAAUUUGUGCCUCAUGCCGCUCUCCAUUACUAAUCUAAUACUAAUGAUCUGAUGUGUUUUCCCAGUGAUAUAUAGUUCACACGGCUCAUCUCAAUCACCAAAACAUUAUCCAACAAUACCUCCAAUCAUUGGAACUGUCACCCAUUCCUUCUCUCUGGAGAUGCUGGCUGUCCCGCUAAUUUACUCCAGCAUUUUGCAUCUACCUCCAAUCAUUGAGUUAGAAACAUGUUGGGGUUAAUAAGUCAUACAGCGUGGAAACAGACCCUUCAGCUCAACUCAGUCAAGGUGGUUUACAUUUCAGGACUUCUCCCCUUUGCCCUUUAUUCUAAUAUUAUUCCAAUCAAUAUUAGUUAACCGAAUCCCCCAAAAUCUACAAUUCUUGGACAUUUAUGUAAUUUUCCUGCAGCUCUGGUCUUCCAUUACUCUAUCGCCAUCUUGCAGCAUUUAGAAUAUCUUCUGUUGUAUUUAACCAAAUGGAUGUUGUCCUUAUUCCUCAAGUACAUUCUCUCUUUACAGCUUUAUAAUAUCCAGCAUUAAUGUCACUCCAUUUCCCCCUUAUCAAUAUUUUCUGAGGACUUUAAAUUUCAGAAUAGUGAAUGUCUGCCCCUUUAGAACCAGGUUUCAGUUAUUACAUCAUAAUCACAGAUCUGUGUGGCUAGUUUGCCCGAUUUAUCGCCAUACUUCAUGCAUUCAUACGCAUGUAUUUUAAUGAGUUUUUUUUGUUGCAAUUCUCAUAAUUUCAUGGUGACUACUCACCCCAACAAUCUGCUACAUUGCACACAGAGUAAUCAGCCAUUACCAUUAUGCAUCCUGUUCCUCUCACAUCAUCAACAAUUGACCACCUCACUGUCACUUUAGUUUUACCCUCCCAAAACCAUAUUAGUCAAUGUCCCCUCAUAGACAAAGAUCUGUUGAAGUGCAACCUGUAUAUCAAACAAAAGUGUAAUCAAUGCCUCAUAUAUGUAUGUUUUCCUGGUCAUGUAUUAAUCUGCCUACCUCUCUAUUUUAAUUCUAGCUGUUCCCAUUAAUUACAUGUUAUAUUUUGUCCUUAAAAUACUAAUUCCAGGACCUCCAUUCCUAUCCGCUCUGUUACACUGUGGAGGAAUUGCAUGCAUUUGUCUUAGCUGUCCAUUACUAUUUAAAAAGCUUUAUUUAUUUUUUCUCUAUUUUUGCUUUUAUACAUUAUUAACUGGUUACACUGAUUGAACUGCUCCUAUCCUUUUAACAAUGACUUCCAAGUUUGAUAUGUUAUUAGUCAAUAACCUUUUCAUAUCUUUUUUUGUAAUUCAGUCAAUAAAUAUUAUUCGAUUGGUUUUCUAA